Mauremys mutica (yellowpond turtle) is the source of this 3602-nucleotide messenger RNA. RefSeq names its product solute carrier family 66 member 3 (gene SLC66A3). The transcript has 7 exons. Bases 106 to 708 code for a protein of 200 amino acids. The record is from RefSeq and is a predicted model, not a curated record. Lineage: Eukaryota; Metazoa; Chordata; Testudines; Geoemydidae.
UGGCUCCCCGCCCCGGCUGGCCCCGGCCCCGCGGCGCCUGCCAGCGGAAGGGACGGGACGGGGCGGAACGGGAGGCGCCCCGGGGACCGAGCGCGGCGCGGCGCGAUGGAGGCGCUGCUGGGCCUGGCCAACUGGAGCACGCUGCUCGUGUGCAUGGUGAUCAAGCUGCCGCAGCUGGUGGCCGUGCUGGCUGCCCGCUCCGCGCGCGGCGUCAGCCUGGAGAGCCUGGUGCUGGAGCUGAGCGGCUUCCUUGUGUUUCUAAGAUACCAGAGUUACUACAGUUACCCCCUAGAGACUUAUCUGGAAUACCCCAUCCUAAUUGCACAAGAUGUCAUUCUCCUGCUCUUUGUUCUGCAUUACAGUGGCAACAUGAAGCAAGCUUUGCCUUACAUAGUCAUAUUUGUGGGAGGAUGGUACUUUCUAACUUUGCAGAAAUGGAUAAUAGACCUGGCCAUGAAUUUGUGUACGUUAAUCAGUGCAGCAAGUAAAUUUGCUCAGCUGCGGUGUCUGUGGCAGACAAGAGAUUCCGGACAAGUGAGUGCCCUGACCUGGAGUAUGUCUGCAUACACAUGUGCAACAAGAAUAGUUACAACUGUAAUGACCACAAAUGAUCUUAUGGUUCUAGUCCGUUUCAUAAUCAUGCUGGUUCUUAAUAUAUGGGUCACAGCCACAAUAUUGCGUUACCGGAAGACUGAAAAGACUGAUUAGAUGACAGCUUCUCUCCAGCUGCAACAUAUGUCAAACACUUUGGACCAAAAAAUACAGUAGAACCUGAACAAGAAACCUCCAUGUCCAGGCAGCCUUCUGUAUGCCACCUGCCUCAUAUUAUCCCUUAAAAGAUUAAGUACAACGUUGCUUAUGUUUUAUUACAAUUACUACUACUUAACAAAGCAUAUUUUAUUAGAAGUAAAUUUUAUUGGUCAUUUAAGACAGGUUUCAGUGGUACCUGAUAUUUUCUCUGGGCUUUUUUCUUCUUCUUCUUCCAUAUUUUGUACUAUGUAGAUUCCUCUGGUUUUUAUUCCUGGCGGAAUUCUGUGCCUAAAAAUUCUGUGCACAAUAUUUUAAAAUUCUGCAUAUUUUAUUUGUUAAAACAACAUUAUAUAAUCACGCCGGUUUCAAUUAUUUUGGUAAUUUAUUUCAAAAUACCUGUCAGCAACUAUGUCGGUACCAAUACAGAUGACAAAAAAGAUUCCCCCAGGAGUAGAGAGUUAAAAAACCCCUAUGACAACCCAGUUUCUGUUUCUCUGCCCCCUCCACCCCUGAGCCCAGCCACAGGGCCAGACACCCCCACACAACUCCCCCCAGCCCAGACAUCUGCACUCCUCCCCACCAGAGCCCAGUGGGGGCACCCACCAACCCAGACACCAUACCCCCCACCCCCAAGAGCCAGAAACCCACACCGCCUCCCCACCAGGGCGAGGGCACCACCCUGGUCCAGACACCUGCACUCCCUAUCCCCCCAGGGCCCAGCUGCAGGGCCAGACACGCACGCCCCAGACACUCACAUCUCUCCCCCCAGAGUCCAGUCGCAGGGCCCCCAAUCCAGACACCCACACUCCCUACCCUCCAGAGAUCCAGAGGGAGAAACUGCUUGAUGCUGGGUUCCAGACUCAUACAAGAAACUCCAUACACCACCUCCUUCCUUCAGGGCAUGCUGGGAACUGCAGCUGCUGAGAACCCUCCAGCUCCAUUCCCGUCCCCCCAGCAGUGGCUUAAUGAAAGUGCAAGAUAACUAAGGACCACCCAUCCUGGGCUUAAAUUCUGAGUCCAACCCUGGGUUCUCCCCCAGCUCAGGAUUAGUCCCUUGACCCUUCCUCCCCACCAAACUCAAAGAGUCAGCAAGCAAACUUACUUCCACUGCUCUCCUGGCCCAGAGCUUUCCCAGCUCCUUGACUGGAACACUGGCCUGUCUGGAUUUACCUUCUCGCUUGGCUCAAACUCAGUGGGUAAUUUUUUUCUGUUGCUCUCUGGCCCUGAGCUUUUUCCAGCUCUCUUCCUUCAUCAGCUCUUCACUACUGCUUCCUUGGGGAACUGUAGCAGCUCACUCUCACUGUAGGGACCUUCUACCAGAUCCCAGCUGCCCCUUAUUGUCUCCUUUUCCAAACUUCUGCCAGACCCAUUUUAUAGACCAGGUGUCUCCUCUCCAGUCCCAUUAGAAGGCAGUUAUCCAGGCACAAGUGGAUUAGGCCUGCUCCUUUUUAAAGGGCCAGUACUCCAGCUCAAGGAGCCCGCUACAGUCUUAGCGAACAUACAGCUCAGGCACUAGAGGCUUCUGCUUUAAGAUCCCAAUGAUGCCAGGUUCGAUCUCCACUGCUGAUGACUCACCUCGGUGCAGGACAUUACACCACCACAGGCAAACUGUCUCUCAUAUGGGCUCACCUACUUUCUAAUAGAAUCUGACGUAACUCCUUCUGUUAUGUGGUUCUGCAAGUUUUCUGGGUUGUAAGAUGCAAAUGAUGUACUUGAGGUUUUACUUUUACAUUCCACUCAUAACGUGCUUUGGAGCAAAAUAUCAGGUUUAUUAAAAGAGAGAUGUUUGCGUAAUUAUUAGCAUUGACUUGUGACAUUUGUCUGUUGGGAAUUAAUACUACAAUGUUUCCAACCAGCAAUUGUUAUAUAUUAUUCUGACAUGUAGCUUGCCUUCUUUUCUCCCAAAAUUACGUUCUUCAGGUAAAAAAAGCAUCCUCUUUUCAAAAGAGCUUCUACACCGUUAUUGAUUUAGUCUAUUGAUCACUAGGGGAUGAAGGCCUGGUCCCAUGGCAAAACUUCCAUUUAAUUCAACAAGAUCAGGAUUUCACCCCAGUGUGUGAAAUCAUAGGCAUUAAUCCAGCAAUUAGAUCCACAGAAGUAGACCCAUGUACCUUCAAUGUGAGCCUGAGGGUCUGCUUCCAUAGAUCAGAUUGCAGGAUCAGGACCCCCAGUUCCAUAAAUUACAGUAACUUCAUAAUAUUAAAGUAUUUUUUGCCAACCCUACAGGUAUUUUUAAUGCCUUUCAUUAUAUUUCAAAAUCAAUUACUUGGCAUUGACUUAAUGGAGCAAAUGCAAAGGUAGAUUUUUAGCUUUAAACAGUCUGUACAAAUUUUCAAAAGUUUCUCUGGUGGCUGUGCAAAGUGUGACUAUUUAAAAAAGCAUUUAAAAAAUCUUUUCCUACUAAGUAAAAACUGCAUAAAACCCACUUAAAUGUGUAAAGAAUUUACACAUUUUUUCUGUUCUAUAGUAGCACAUGAAAAAUGUCAUUUUCAGCUAUUUUUGUUAAUAUUAGAUAUCUUACACUGGAUUUUUAAUAUGUCCCAUUUUUGCAAUAAAAAAAGCAACUUUUAUGACAUUUGUCUUGAUCUUGCCAUCAUACACACAGGGAAAACUGAACAUUUAUUAUACAUACAUAUUUAUCUACAUGUUUAACACCUCAGUGUUGGAAGCAUCAUGCUGUGUCUUUUUUCCUUCAACAGCGGUGCAUUAGAGAGCUCCCACAAUCAGAUGUCUUGGAACUUCCACCACUAGCUCACUAUGAUAUGGGAUGAUUUGGGGAUUAGUAAUGGAUUAUUUGUAGAGGCAUGUGUUUUUCUGGGGAACAACUUCCUCCACCUCCAUAAUGAAGAGAA